Molecule: messenger RNA, 1079 nt
Organism: Neocloeon triangulifer
Lineage: Eukaryota; Metazoa; Arthropoda; Insecta; Ephemeroptera; Baetidae
Product: alpha-tocopherol transfer protein-like
Exons: 6
Coding region: 32-979 (315 amino acids)
Cellular component (GO): membrane
Molecular function (GO): phosphatidylinositol bisphosphate binding
Source: RefSeq, a predicted model, not a curated record
CCAUCGCUUAGUUGCUUUUCGUUUAUAAACCAUGGGUGACGAUGUGGGUAACUUGAAAAUCCGGCCUUUGCCUCCUGAUUUGUUAGAAUAUGCCAAGAAAAAAUUGCACGAAGUUCCCAAAAGAAGAGAAGCGGACGUUCAAGCGAUUCGCGAAUGGUUCAAAAAACAGGCGCACAUCAAUGCAGACCCAGACGACCAGUUGAUCAUAUCAUUUUUGAGGGGAUGCAAGUUCAGUUUGGAGAAGACGAAGGAGAAAUUCGAUAUGUACUACACAAUGAAAACGAUGGUACCCGAAUUGUUUAAAAAUCGCGAUCUCACAAAAGACACUCUCUUGAAAGAGACGUUGGAUCUUGGGUUUUUCUUUCCAACCGGAAUCGACGAUGAAGGGAGAAAAGUAUAUUUUUGCAUCGGGGGAAAGGACGAUCCUGCAAAGCACUUGACGUUGCAAGUGAUAAAGGUAAACUUCAUGAUGAUGGAUUACUUUAUAAUGAAUGACGAUGUGUCCGUAGUGAAAGGGGUUGUCAUAGUUAACGAUAUGUCCGCCAUGAAACUGGGACACGCAACUCAAUUUAUGCCGAGCUUGAUGAAAAAAGUUUCUGUCUGCUCAGAGGAGGGAUAUCCAUUCAGGCCCCAAGCAAUGCACGUCAUUAACAUACCUUCGUUCAUGGAGACGCUGCUGAAGUUGUUUCAGUCUUUUAACAAGGAGAAAAUGAACCGCAGAAUGCAUGCACACGGAAAAGAUCUUGAAUCAUUAUUCAAAGCAGUUCCAAAACGAACGUUGCCUAUGGAUUUCGGAGGUGACGCACCGUCAUCAGACAAACUUGCAAAGGAAUUUUCAGCAAAAAUUUUGGAUUUUAAUGAUUGGUAUGUGGCUGACGAGAAAAACGGUGUGGAUGAAAAGAAAAGAGUUGGAAGAUCGAGGACGAAAGAGGAUUUGUUCGGAAUGGAAGGCUCCUUCCGUCAGCUAACUCUGGAUUAGUGAAAUAUUCAUUUUUAGCAAAUGCUCAAUGUUAUAAACUUCUUUUGAAUGUAAUAUCUGCAUUUCUUCAAAAUAUAUGUAAUAAUUAAUAAUAGUGCAA